AACAUGACAUGCACAGAAAACUGGUCGUCCUGCAAUGGUUUUUUUCUGCUGGUGCUGGCUUUGUUGGCUAUCGCAUUUAAUUUAACUCCACUUGUUGCUGAUUAUGUAGAAGAUGGGAAACUCUUCUAUAGUCCAAUUUCAUGUUACGAGUGGUGGCUUCCAGGACUGGUUGGCGGAGGCUUACUUGUUUUACCAGCCGUAUCAAUGACCUUGGCAGCAAGGAAGAAAGGGAGCUGUAAUAAUAGGGCAGGUAUGCUGACCUCCUCGCUCUUGAGUAUCGUUAGCAUUAUAGGAUCUGCUUACUGCACUGUGAUAUCCAUCUAUGCUAUCAGUAAAGGACCUCUUAUCUGUGAGAAAGGAAAAAAUACUUUGGAUUAUUGUGAUUACACGCUGGUUAAUCUCAGCUCUACUCACCUCCAAAACCUGACAUUUGACCUGGCCUGGUUUACGAAUGGUACCUGCCGACCUACUCCAUCAGUUGGUAACAACGUGACAGUCUUCGCACAGAAUUGGCUUCCCGAUUUUGAUCUAAAUUUUCAAAUUGAUGAAGACUCUCAGAAGAUUAUCCACAUCACAGUGUUUGUGGGUUUGGCCAUUGUGGGGCUGCUACAGGCCAUAGUGGCCCUAAGUCAGAUUGUGGCAGGUCUAUUUGGUUUCCUUUGUGGAACCUCAAAACGCAAUGCCAAUGGUAAUUUCAACUAUGGCUACAGAGACGAUUAA
Molecule: messenger RNA, 720 nt
Organism: Bufo gargarizans (Asiatic toad)
Lineage: Eukaryota; Metazoa; Chordata; Amphibia; Anura; Bufonidae
Gene: TM4SF20
Product: transmembrane 4 L six family member 20
Exons: 5
Coding region: 4-720 (238 amino acids)
Cellular component (GO): membrane
Source: RefSeq, a predicted model, not a curated record